Molecule: messenger RNA, 1065 nt
Organism: Lachancea lanzarotensis
Lineage: Eukaryota; Fungi; Ascomycota; Saccharomycetes; Saccharomycetales; Saccharomycetaceae
Gene: XYL2
Product: LALA0S15e01134g1_1
Exons: 1
Coding region: 1-1065 (354 amino acids)
Biological process (GO): D-sorbitol catabolic process
Molecular function (GO): zinc ion binding; L-iditol 2-dehydrogenase (NAD+) activity
Source: RefSeq, a predicted model, not a curated record
AUGCCAGAAACUCAACAAGCAGUCGUGCUUAAAUCCAAAGGCCAUAUAUCCAUUGAAGAUAGACCAAUUCCUAAAAUCGAAGACCCUCACUUUGUGAAAUUGGAAAUUAAGAAAACCGGAAUCUGUGGAUCAGACGUUCACUACUAUGUUGCGGGAGCAAUCGGCGAUUUCGUGGUAAAGAAGCCUAUGGUUUUGGGCCAUGAGUCCAGUGGUGUUGUUGUAGAAGUCGGUGGUGCAGUAUCAAGCGUAAAAGUAGGCGAUCGAGUUGCUAUUGAACCCGGCAUUCCAAGCAGAUAUUCUGACGAGACUAAGGAAGGACGAUACAAUUUGUGUCCAGACAUGGCUUUCGCUGCUACUCCUCCUUUUGACGGUACACUGGUCAAGUACUACCUUGCUCCAGAGGACUUUGUAGUAAAGCUACCGGAUCACGUGUCGCUGGAGGAAGGUGCAUUGGUAGAGCCUCUAUCUGUUGGUGUACAUGCCAACAAGCUCGCCAAAGUGGCCUACAAUCAAAAGGUUGCAGUUUUCGGUGCAGGCCCCGUUGGUUUACUCACAGGAGCCGUAGCACGUGCCUUUGGUGCCGGCGAAGUGAUCUUCAUCGAUGUGUUUGAGCACAAGUUGAAGCUGUCGUCGAAAUUCGGUGGCACCAAAUUUGUGAAUUCGUCUCAAUUCAAGGAUGAAGAAUUUCUGGUUGCAGAGAUCGUGAAAGAGCUGGACGCACACCAGCCCGAAGUAGUUUUUGACUGUUCGGGUGCUGAAAUUUGUAUUAGAACUGGUAUCAAGGUAUGCAAGACCGGAGGAACUUACGUUCAGGUGGGCUCCGGAAAACCUGAUGUGAAUUUUCCAAUUGCAGCGAUCGGUCCUAAAGAGCUUAGGGUCCUGGGGUGUUUCAGAUAUGCGUUUGGAGACUACAGGGAUGCGGUGCAGUUGAUUUCCAAAGGAGACGUCAACGUCAAGCCGCUCGUGACACACCGCUACAAAUUCAAGGACGCAGUCGAGGCAUACGAGUUCAAUGCCAAAUCUGGCUCAGAUGUGAUCAAGACAAUAAUUGAUGGGCCUGAAUAA